Paramisgurnus dabryanus is the source of this 1446-nucleotide messenger RNA. RefSeq names its product sperm flagellar 1 (gene spef1). Gene Ontology annotation, biological process: regulation of cytoskeleton organization. NCBI's taxonomy places the organism in Eukaryota, Metazoa, Chordata, Actinopteri, Cypriniformes, Cobitidae. The record is from RefSeq and is a predicted model, not a curated record. Gene Ontology annotation, cellular component: axoneme. Gene Ontology annotation, molecular function: microtubule binding.
CAAUACUACCUGAAGAAUAGUUAAAAGUAACGCAACAAAGCUUUUAUAAAAUGAUGGAUGGGUCUAACCAAAUAGCGGGAGAAACUUUGCAAGACCUCUACGCGUGGAUAGACAAAAUACCACUUUCCAGACCAAAACGCAACAUAGCGAGAGAUUUUAGCGAUGGAGUUAUGGCUGCAGAAGUUGUGAAGCAUUUCUUCCCUAAAUUAGUGGAUCUGCACAACUACACAUCCGCACAUUCCACACAACAGAAGCUGUGUAACUGGAGCACUCUGAACAGAAAAGUUUUCUCCAAGCUCAACUUCAAUGUACCUCUGGACACAGUCAAGAAGAUAGUUGUCAGCACAGCGGGCUACAUUGAACCAGUUCUGUGCUCUCUGAGAGAGAAGAUAGAGGAGAGGAAAGCAGGAAAACUAUUGGAAGGCAUACAGGACUUGGAAUAUUACAGCAUUACAAAUGGACAACCGGAAUCAGAGAAUCGCCAGGUUAUGGACAUUAUGCACACCAGUCCCACUAUUGUGAAGAAGGAAGAAAAAGUCAGUAAUGCUGCAAACCUGGGCCCAAAUGUGGAUCCAUCCUUGCGAUUGCUCCUGGAAGAAAAGGAACAGGCCAUUUUGGCUUUACAGGACACUGUUGAGAUUUUACAGAUGAAAGUAAACAGGUUGGAGCACCUUGUACAUCUUAAAGAUCUUCGCAUUGAGGACCUGACCAAGCACUUAGAGAGAUACAAGGCCCGCAACAACACCUCAUGAACUUGAAAGCAUUUCAUUUUCAUUAGAUUGAAAAUCUUUCUGACCAAUAAUUUGCUAGCACUUAGAAUAACAGCAGAAUUCAGUGUCCUUCCAAACAGACCAACAUACUCUAGCAGUUUACUUAAACUUCACAAGAGAUCACCAGUAAAGCCUCACCUUUCUGUAUUAUUUUAGACAACGUUCGAGAAUGUAUGGCUUACCUGCAUUAUCACUUGUGCUUUAGUUUUAUGUGAAAAUUAUUGAACAGUAUAUUCAAGUAUUUUUUUAAUGUGUUUCUUUAGACAAAUCUUACAAAUGAAGAGAGAAAUUAAAAACAGAUUAAUUUAUGUGUUUCAGUUUUUUUUUUUUUUUUUUUUACACUGCAGGUCACUGUGUUGUUAUUAUUAUGCCAAAAGACUUAAUGCAUUGUUAAGCUUUGCCAGUAUCAGGGUCUGCGCAAAUGUGUGCCCCAUUAACCCUUAGAUGAUAGGUUAAAGCAAAAGGUUUAUAUUAAAGUAUUUCAACAUUCAUCAUGGAAAAUGGUUAAUUGUCACUUGUUCGUCUUCCUACUGUACAUAUGGCUUUGUAUGCUCAUAAAAUCUCUUGAGUACUUUUCACAUCACUUAAUUAGUUAAUUUAUUAAGUCAGUGCAGUGAAAUAUGUAAGUAAAAAAAAAUUUUUUUUUAAUCGAAUCAUUUAAAGGACCGGAGUCAAU